UCAGGAAAAAAGUACUAUUUUAAAAUAAAAUAUUAAAAAAAUCAAUUUUUUUCCUGAUUCUCUCUCUCAUAAUUUCUCUCAUCGUUUUUUCCAUUUUCUCUUUUCUUCACUUACCUCUCGCCUUCUCUCUCUAUUUUCUUUGCUCCAUUCAUUUACUCUUGUUUUUUCUAGAAUCUUAUUAAUCAUUAUCAGAGAAGAUGAUUAAUUUGUUUAAAGUGAAAGCAAAACAAAGAGAAACUGCUGAAAAUGCUAAUGGCAAGCCGCCUGUCAAGAAACAAACAGCUGGAGAGUUGCGUCUUCACAAAGAUAUCACUGAGCUGAACUUGCCAAAGUCGUGCACCAUAUCCUUUCCCAAUGGAAAAGACGAUCUGAUGAACUUUGAAGUUACCAUUUGCCCUGAUGAAGGAUAUUAUGUAGGUGGCACAUUUGUGUUCACUUUCCAAGUUCCAUCUGUAUACCCACACGAGCCGCCUAAGGUCAAGUGCAAGACGAAGGUAUACCAUCCUAACAUCGACCUAGAAGGUAAUGUCUGCCUUAACAUUCUAAGAGAAGACUGGAAACCUGUUUUGAGCAUUAACACCAUCAUCUACGGGUUGUUUCACCUCUUCACGCAACCAAAUCACGAAGACCCUUUAAACCAUGAUGCUGCCGCUGUGUUGAGGGAUAAUCCAAAAAUGUUCGAGUCUAAUGUUAGAAGAGCUAUGGCCGGGGGUUAUGUGGGGCAAACGCACUUCACUCGGUGCAUCUCUUGAGUGUUCCGAGGAAAUGAAUGUGAAUGCAAAAUGUGCGCUUGGCUUCGUGAUUAAUGAUUGCUAAAUCCAAUCUCUGUACUGAUUCCUUUGGGAGUGUAUUUGGUAUGCUUGUUAUACUCUGUUUCAACGAGAAAUUAGCCGCUUGGCUUGAAUUUCCAUGGUUUCUUCUGAUGCCUAAACAUUGGUCAACUGUAAGUUAUGCAAACAUUUGUAGUUUUUGUUUUUCCUCUGUUAAUAUAUCUACCAAGAAGGAGAGGACAAAUCUCGUUUUGUGAGGACAUUAAA
Molecule: messenger RNA, 1037 nt
Organism: Amaranthus tricolor (Joseph's coat)
Lineage: Eukaryota; Viridiplantae; Streptophyta; Magnoliopsida; Caryophyllales; Amaranthaceae
Product: NEDD8-conjugating enzyme Ubc12
Exons: 6
Coding region: 198-752 (184 amino acids)
Source: RefSeq, a predicted model, not a curated record